AUGGAUAACCCGCUAGAAGCGUCGUUUUUCGACGGUAGAUUGAAACUUCUGAAUGACAAAUGUCUCACGCUACAGAAGGACGUGCUGGUCGUGCCUUGUUAUCCAGAUAUCUUGAGUGGUGAGUUAGAUUUUUUACUUUUUGUAACUUUAGAUUGAUUGGAGUUUUAAUUAUGGACAAAACUUUCUUUUAUGGCAAUAUUAUACUAAGUAGAUUCUCUACGCUCUUUACCUAUUAUUUUUUAAGAUAUUAGGGAUAUAUGGCUUAUUGUUUUAGGUGGAGAGUUGUACAAAGAGGUAAUGGAUAAUGUUGGAGAAGAAAUCAAAGAAUCGAUAGCACCGUUCUCAAUUUAUGAUCCUGGAAGUUGUAAACUUACUUUUAGUGGAAAUUUAAAGCAGUUUAAACGUAAGUUGUUCUUCUGUUUGAUUUAUAUUCUUAUAGAUAUCAAUAUAAAAAAUUAUAAUUUGUAAAUUAUGUUAUACUGACUUUUCCAAUAGAAGCUUUAGUAAAAAAAUAAAUUAUUGUAGGUCUUGCUCUGUGCAUUUUACCGGAAAUGUUCUCUGAUGAAGGAUUGUCGUUUUUGGAUCGAUUGAAAGUUGCUUUAGCCAUUGCUGAUUCAUUAGAUUUGUCUACGGAAAUGUCGGCUCAAUCAAUUGUCUUCAGUCAUUGGAAUAUAGCUUCAGUUGAGCAAGCUGCCGAGAUUUUGCUUUUGUGUAUAGCUAAAUGGAUAAGGAGCUCGGUUUAUACUGAUAGGGUAAGAUAUUAUUUUAUUUUAUAGUAGGCACAAUAUCCUAUUUUAAAACAUUAUUAUAAUAGCUUUUUUAGAUAAAGGAGAUUAUCAUUGCUUUGGAAGAUGAACAUAUCUUUGAUAUCUACUUCAACUUGGCUCAACUUAUUGAAGGAGAUCCUUCACUUGUUCUUGAUGUGCUUCAAACGAUGCCAGAAGAGGAACAGUUUGAAGAAGCAGCUGAACGAGAACUUACAGAGCAAUAUCCUCUUGAUCUCACUGAUUCUUCUCAUCUGAAUCUUCAUCCAGUCCAAGUAAAACAAGAGAGAAGACAAUUGUCAGCACCAUUCUUGUUCUACUCCAGGAAUCUAAGUUCUAGUAUCUUAUCGAUUGAACAAACCGACGGAAGCUUGCGACAAUACCGUUUAUCUACGACAAUAAUGGAGAAGAAUACACAUUACUUUAGGUGUUCAAGGUGUGAUCACCUCAACAAGUCUCGACCAGAUUUGGGAAUAUUUCGACCAAAGAUCACUAUCAAGGAUGGAGAUAUUGCUUCGGACAGAUUUCCAAUGCAUCAUCCAAUGUGCGAAGAAGUGUCGAAGUCUCUUUUUGUGGUACAACAAUUGGACAGGAUCUGGAAGACGGUUGCUCCUUAUGAGAAUGCUGAACUUCGAAGCGCCUACACUACUUUGAGAGAUAUUGCUUCGGCUGAUGCUGAAAACUUGUAUAGAGAAAUGGAUACUCCUGCGGGCAGGUUUCCAGAAUGGGAGAUUCUCAAAGCACAAGCUCAGAAAAGUAUGUUAUCUCUUUUUGGUUUUUUGCUACACGCUUCAAAAUUGUAUAAGAGCCUUUGCUAAAAAGUAGUUUUCUAUGUUCGAGAAUAAUAAUAAUGUUUUUCUAGUGCACUCACAGUUUUCGCUGAGAUUGAUUAAGUGUAACCCUGAUAAUGGUAACGAAAUGAAUCCUCAACUCAAUGCUAUACGACAAGUUGAAGGUGAAUUGGAUGGAGAAAAGGCACCAGGAAACGUAGCCUGGUUAUCAGAGACAGGAGAAGAAGAACCAGCACCAAUUGUAAAGGUGGAAGAAGAUGAUGAACUAACCGAAGUCUCAAGAGGAAUUCACAGAAGAAAGCCGCCAAUGCGGUACAAAACUGUGUAAGUACAACUUUUUUAUAUUAUUUAUUAGGAUAUUUUAAAAUAACUUUCUUAAAACAUUUUUAAAAUUUUAUGUUUUCAAUUGUCGUUUUACAGGCACGAUCCGAACGCCCAGUAUAAGUUCAGGAUUGUUCGUCCUCGAACUGAGAAUGAGACUCCAAAUGCAUACCUCCAGGCUUUAGCCAAACGAUCUCAAGGACUUUAA
Messenger RNA from Bursaphelenchus okinawaensis, 2084 nucleotides. Lineage: Eukaryota; Metazoa; Nematoda; Chromadorea; Rhabditida; Aphelenchoididae. The record is from the annotation of a GenBank genome assembly.